Messenger RNA from Cooperia oncophora, 783 nucleotides. The record is from the annotation of a GenBank genome assembly. NCBI's taxonomy places the organism in Eukaryota, Metazoa, Nematoda, Chromadorea, Rhabditida, Trichostrongylidae.
UUGCAGUAUGGUACUGGAGACGCUGCUGGCUACUUCGGAAACGAUACGGUACGACUGGGUGCCCCUGGAACGAAGCAGCUUGUGGUACCCGGGACCGUAUUCGGUCAGGCAUCAAAGAUUGCCGACUUCUUCGCGGGGGAUCCGAUAAGUGGUAUUCUCGGUAUGGGCUUCAAACAACUUGCUGUCGAAGGUGUAAAUCCACCAUUUCAACGGGCCGUCGAUCUCGGCCUGGUGGACAAGCCGAUCUUCACCGUAUUCCUGGAGCACAAAGGAGAACAAACUAAUGUUCCUGGAGGAGUGUACACUUAUGGUGGCAUCGAUUCAACUAAUUGUGGGCCAGUAAUCGAUUAUCAGCCAUUGAUUUCCGCCAAUUACUGGCAGUUCAAGAUGUCUGGUUUCGUUAGUGGAAAACUGACGUCAAGCAAAGGAUGGCGAGUGAUCUCCGAUACAGGCACGUCAUUGAUCGCUGCACCUCGUGCAUUCGCUGAACAAAUCGCCAAAGUGAACGGUGCAGAGUACGAUCCAGUCAAUGAUGUGUUCCGCAUUGAUUGCGGGAGUAAACCCGUCCUGGAGCUUCUCAUUGGUAACAAGAAAUAUGCUAUACAGCCCGAGAACCUGGUGGUACCCGCAGGCAAGGGCCGAUGUCUUCUGGCCGUGUUUGGCAUGCCAAGUCAAGGUUUUGGACCUGAGUGGAUUCUUGGUGAUCCAUUCAUUCGCCAAUUCUGCAACAUCUACGACGUCGGACAGAAACGCAUCGGUUUCGCUAAAUCAAUUCCGAAAUAA